UUUGCCUUUUCCCCAACAAAGAUCAAAUCUCAGGUUAAAUUAUUAGAGAGAGAGAGAGGGAGAGUGAGUAUAAUUCUGAUACACGUCCAGAGAUAGAGAGGGAGAAGGAGAGACCAAAAGGCAGUAUAAAACUCACAGCUGUAGCAAGUUUAUCGCCGGCCACAUCACGUGCUCUGCAAAUUCUCUUCGUCUCUCUCUCAAUUUUUCGAUUGUUUAUGCUCUGAAUCAUAUCGGUCUUCUGAUUCUCCCUUUUCCCCAAUCUGAAUCUCCGAAUUGUUCCAAUAAUCAGCCCUAAUUCUUACUAUGAGAGAGAGGAAAUCGGCGAAGUUGAAUCAACAACAGCAGCAGCCGCAGCUGCAGCAUCAUCCGAAUGGUCACUUGUCUCCGUUUAAAUUGGCGAAAUUGUUAGAUCCUGAUGCUUCAUGGGACAAGGAUCAGCUUGGAGACGUGCUACAUUGGAUUAGACAAGCAUUGGGCCUUCUUUGUGGAUUAAUAUGGGGUGCGAUUCCUCUAGUUGGGGGAGUCUGGUUUCUCCUGUUUGCAGUGUUAUCUACGGGGAUUAUCUAUGCAUAUUAUGCCCUUGUUCUAAAAGUUGAUGAAGAAGAGUUCGGAGGUCAUGGAGCCCUUCUUCAGGAGGGACUUUUCGCUUCAAUGUCCCUCUUUCUGCUUGCGUGGAUUCUAGUAUACAGUUUGGCACACUUUUGAGUUUUGACCGCUACUUGGAUCACGGUGCUUUGCUCUCAUAUGCGGACAACGGGGAUCGGGCCUUUUAGUUUUGAUGUGUUAUGAAGUGAACCUUCUAUGCCUUGAACUCAUCUUGGGGAGUCGAAGACUUUGUUGUAUUUGUGGCUCUUCUCGUAUUAGCUCGCUAACUCACAGUAUAGGCUUGUCUUUUUUUUCCUUAUUAUUUUUGUUAUUAAGAUUUUGUUUCUCCUUUUCUUUAUUUAUUUUGAGGUAUAAUUUCUUAAAUCGCACUCUGUGCAUCUACACGGAACGUGACCUAUUAUUCUCCCACAAUAAAGCAUUCACUAUUUUUAUA
This is a messenger RNA of Salvia miltiorrhiza (redroot sage), 1039 nucleotides long. RefSeq lists its product as uncharacterized. NCBI's taxonomy places the organism in Eukaryota, Viridiplantae, Streptophyta, Magnoliopsida, Lamiales, Lamiaceae. The record is from RefSeq and is a predicted model, not a curated record. The transcript has 5 exons. Bases 304 to 705 code for a protein of 133 amino acids. Gene Ontology annotation, biological process: mitochondrial respirasome assembly.